UGAUUAUGAACGGGAGUAGUAAAUGUUCUGCAGACUGCAGAUAGUACACACAAAAGUGUUCGUACGGUUCUGGUUAUUUAAACUUCAUUGCAUUCCGUGCAUAACAGCGUUUUAGUAAAUAAUAAUGAUGGAGCAAACUGAAAACGGUGAGGACACUAAGAAGUUAGCUGACAACCCUGAUGGAACUCAAAAAGACACACAGGAGGAAUUUAUCGGAGAUAAUAUGAAUAAACAGAAAACCUGCAGUCCGACAAAGGGUGAUCCACCUGGAGUUUUUGAAGUAAAGGAAGGAGAUUGGUAUACUUUAAAACUAGAAAUUGGCUGCAACUUUUCGAACAAUUGGUCGGAAACAAAAUUCGGCGAGAAGAUGUGUAUUAAAAUUGUUGUUGAGGGAGCACAAGAUGCUGUACGUGAAGCCAAAACAUCCAAAAGGAAAUCGUUCGAGUUUCACUUAAAAGAUUAUGAAGAAAACGAAAUGGAAAUAUAUUUGAUGAAAGGCAGUGUAAAAAAGGGCAGUGUUAUCGCCUCAACUAAAAUCAAGCUAAGUUUAAAGGAAUUGCUCGAAAGGAAUAUGGACAAAAUCAUAGACAUCCACAAGGGUGCCACAAUUCAAGUACAAAUGACGGCGGGACCCGACCAUUUAGGAACACAAUUGUUGCUUGGACAUAGGCUUUGUGAUGAAGAAAAGGAUUAUAUUAACGAAAGGCUAAAAUAUUGUUUGGGCGUGAUGAAGGAAGAACUAAAAGACCAUGCCCCAGCUGAAAGUACUUGGGUUCCAAGAAUAGCUGUCAUGGGAUCUGGUGGUGGAUUACGUGCUAUGACUGCAUUUUCUGGUGCCAUGUCCGCCCUGGCGGACUCUAGAAUAGCAGAUAUGGUUAUGUAUAACGUAGGUCUCUCUGGUUCGGCUUGGUACCUUUCAACUCUGUAUUCCCAUCCUGAUUGGCCUCUAGAGAAGUCUACACGUGACCUUCGUUUAAAGUUACGAAAACGCAUGCAGUCCAGUACGAUUAGUAUGAUUGUUAAUUGUUCGAACGUGUGCGGGUCGAUUUACGACUAUUUCGUAAAACCGACAUACUCCCUCACGAAUAUUUACGGACGUGUCAUAGGAAACAGACUCCUUAAGAAGGAGAUGAAUUCAACAUUGACAAAUCAACAAGUUAAAGUGAAAAAAGGAUUAGUUCCCUUGCCAUUAUAUGCAGCUGUUAAUGUGAAAAGGAAAACUUCAGCAAAGGUGUUUCAUGAGUGGAUUGAGUUUAGCCCCUUUGCGAUAGGCAUGCCAAAGUAUGGGACCUUCUUGGAACCAAAGUUGUUCGGAAGUGAAUUCUUUUCAGGCCGCGUACUUAAACAAUUUGAAGAAUUUCCAUUGCAUUUUCUUCUAGGUAUCUGGGGAAGCGCGUUCUGCAUUUUGUUAUAUCGGUUCAUCCAAACUAACCAGGAGGCCACAAACGUACUGGAAGAAAGAACUUUUAUUGAAUCAGAAGUAGAAAAAUACCUCGAACCAGAAGCGGAGACAACCUCGAGAGGUGAUAAGAGAAAAACAAGAAUUGAGAGGAUAAUGGAACACCCUUCUCUAGACAGGUUCACUAAUGAUAUUCAACACAGGGCGGCUGUUGUAAAUAACUUCAUGCGUGGUCUUCAACUGCAGAAAUACCGACCAUCUACAAAAAUAAGACCGGAUGGAAACCUUUUUGCAGCCAUUGAAUCAACUGAAGGACUGUUUGAGGAGUUGCAUGAAAUGAACCCCACAGAUACGGAGAAGAUGUAUGUAGUGGACGCUGGCUUGGCAUUCAACUCUCCGUUUCCUCUAAUACUACGACCAGAACGUGAGGUUGAUCUCAUCCUGUCAUUUGAUUUCAGUGCAAGAAAACGUGACCAAGCAGACCCAUUUACAGAACUACGACUAGCCGCUGAGUGGGCAAAACUUCAUGAGAUUCCCUUUCCUGACAUCAACACUCCUGAAAUUGGUAAAGAAGGAUAUAAGGAAUGUUAUGUCUUUGAAAACCCUGAUGAUCAUACUUGUCCGAUUGUCAUGCAUUUCAUUCUCAUCAACAAUGAAUUCAGGAAGUUAAAAUCACCAGGCUUUCUCAGAGAAACGAAGGAAGAGAUAGAUUUCGGUGACUUUGAUGUUUUUGACGAUCCGGAUGAACCUUAUUCAACAUCUAAAUUUAAAUACUCAGCACAAGCUUUCGACCGACUUGCCAGCCUUAUGGAAUUCAACACACUACUCUAUAAGGAUACGAUUUUCGAAAACAUAAAAAAAAGUGUAGUAAACCGUAAAAAAAGAGAGCUUUCGAAGUUAUGAAUUGAUGUUUCAGGUGCAGGUGACAAAAAUGAGUGACCGAUUAUAUAAACUCCUGUGAAAAUGUCUGACAUAUUUUGUCCUAGAAUUAAUAUUUUCUUAAUUUUUCUAAAUGUUUUGAUAGAUAUGGAACGGCUUAAAGUAGGAAGGUUUUAAUUUCAGGAAUAAUUUGUAUUCUAGUAAACUAUAAAUAGAUAUAACUUUAAGAAAAAAUUAAAGUAUGCAAAUGUGUUAGUAUGCGUUUGCCUGUGGAUGCUGUAAAAAUGCAACUAUGUAGUGUACUGCGUGUAUUAAAGGAUUUUGACGAAACAUUUUGUCCCGCCUUUAAGGUUGCUGUUCCGUAGGCAAACAAAAGAUUAGUUCCUCGAAAACUAAACAUAUAUUUUCGAAAACAAAGACCUGCAACAGGUUUUGCCAAUAUCAGAUUACUGCAUGACAACGCGUCAUCGCACUAAAUGUCUACAGUGCAAUAUUGGUAAAUCUGUUAUAAUGAAUAGACUAUAAGAAUGCAUUCAAAGAUUGGAUCCGAAGACUUUUCAUAUAUGUUGGAGGUGUAUAUUUUGAGAGAACAAAAUGAAAAAUUAAAUGAAAACUAUGAUGAAUCUUAGAUGCAUUCAACUUGGAACACUUCUAACAAAAAUCCACGUAGGUGUGAGGCAUCUAAGCACGCAACUAAAACCCUAUUAAAUUAGGAAAAUCCCACAAAAAGAUAUAAAAACUUCAAUCGGCACAAAACUCGAACAAUUCCAAUCCACAGUUUAUUUCAAUAUAAACCUUCAUUUUCUAAUACAAACAUAGGUUAACAAUAUAUGAAUGUUUAUAUAUCUAUACGAAUCUUUGUAUAUCUCUACAAGUAGCUGAGUGUAUUGCUAUGUAUAAUUGUAUAUAUCUAGAAAGUAGCUGUGUGUAUUACUUUAUUAUAAUGUAUGUUUGUAUUUCUCUAGAUAGUAGUUGAUUGUAAAACUAUGUGUGUUUGUAUAUCCCUUAAAAUAUUACUACAAGUAUAUCUCUAGAAGUAAUUGAUAAUUAUCAACAUGUGACUGUAUAUCUUAUACAAUUGUCAGAAAUAAAUCCUAUUUUGUCUAGAAUGGCGAAGAAAUAUUCAUUUAAGUCCAAUAAUUUUUACAGCAAAUGGAUAUCAUAAUAAUUAUUUUAGUACAAAGAUAGCCAAAAUUUUGAUCAAAAUGUUGCGGUUUUAUCAUUUUAACAAUAAAAUAAAUGAAUAUCUUACAUAGACCAAUUACCUUUAAUCAUAAUAAAUUUAAAAAAAAAUCAAAUUUUAUUUCAAAGAUAAACUCUUCAAGUUCUAGCCAGACAAUUUUUCUUUCAUUUUGUGGCAUUUUGUUCGUCUUUUCUUCUUGAUAUACGUAAUAAGAUGCUCAGAAGUAAGUGUAAAAUCAGGAUUUAUUUGUUGGAGUUAUUUGAUAAACAUCAAUUUGUAUAUUGCUAAAAAAUGUCAGAAAUUAAUCCAAAUGUGCCAAGAGUUACGAAGAAAAAAUUAUAUUAUUCCACUUAUUUUUACAGUAAAUUAAUGAAACACCGUUAGUAGUCUUACAAUAAAUAAACAAUAUAUUAACUUCACAAA
This is a messenger RNA of Ruditapes philippinarum (Manila clam), 3884 nucleotides long. Its product is annotated as cytosolic phospholipase A2-like. Gene Ontology annotation, molecular function: calcium ion binding; calcium-dependent phospholipid binding. The record is from RefSeq and is a predicted model, not a curated record. Lineage: Eukaryota; Metazoa; Mollusca; Bivalvia; Venerida; Veneridae. The coding region runs from base 125 to 2302 and encodes 725 amino acids. The transcript has 19 exons. Gene Ontology annotation, cellular component: cytosol. Gene Ontology annotation, biological process: glycerophospholipid catabolic process.